GCCACUCCACUUGCUUUAGCCUAGAAUCACCCCCCCAAAAUCCCGGAGGUAUCCUGGUGCUUGAACUGAUUUUCCAGGGCUUCAGUUCUCAUUCAGUAACGUGGAAGGUUAAAGUCUACUCAAUACUGUAAGCAAUCUGGGGGCUGGAUCAUUUUCAGGCUCUCCGUCAUGACAAGGCUAUCUACACAUAUGCCAGUAUAAAUAAACCAAUAAAACAAUUAGAAUAUAAACUGUUAUAAAAGAAGAAAUUCUCACCUCUUUUACUGCUGUGAAUAACACUGAAAAUAACACAGAGAAUAACACUGUCCCUGACAGGCAGUAAAGGCAGCCUGGACCUUUAAGGGCAGCAGUUCCCAGUGCAGCUCUUCCUGGGAACUUCGGAGCAAACCAGCGUGGAAAGCCUGAGCUGACUGCCUGAGAGGCAAAAUGAACAUUCAAGAGUAUUUCGGAAGAAUAUCUUACAACAAGCCCCAUAAGGAUGCAGACUUGCAAACCUUAAAAGCCGUCUUCCAGCAUCACAUCCAGGCCAUUCCUUUUGAGAACCUCAGCAUGCAUUGCGGGGAGACCAUCGAACUGGAUUUACAGUCCAUUUACAAUAAGAUCGUGCGAAAGAAACGUGGUGGAUGGUGCCUGGAAACCAACUACCUUUUAUAUUGGGCCUUGCAAGAAUUAGGGUAUGACGUCUGCAUUCUUGGUGCGAAUAGCUAUGACCCAGCACAGAGGGCAUACACUGCUGAGAUGAACCAUAUCCUGCUGAAGGUGGUGAUCCAGGGAAAUUCCUACAUCGUGGAUGCCGGUUUUGGUGGUGCCUACCAGAUGUGGCAGCCACUGAGGUUGAUUUCUGGGAAGGAUCAACCCCAGGUCCCUGGAAUCUUCCGCUUCGUGGAAGACAAUGGCACCUGGUACUUUGAGAAAGUCAAAAGGAAGCAUUAUAUUCCUGAGCAAAGUGAGACUCCUUACUUCACUGACACUCCAGGAUUGGGGAACAUCAGAAAAAUACAUAGAUUCACUCUUGAGCCACGACAUAUAAAUGACUUUCAGGAGUUAAACACAUACCUACAAGUGUCUCCAGAUAACAUACUUCGGAAGAAGUCACUCUGCAGUCUCCAGACCACUGAAGGGCUCAUUGGCUUAGUUGGAUGGACCUUGACUGAGAUGAAGUAUAAUUACACAGAGGACAUGGACCUGGUGCACAUCACAACUCUUACAGAUGAAGAGCUUGAGAAGACACUGAAAGAUAAAUUCAAUAUAGUGCUGGAGAACAAACUUGUACCAGUAAAUGUCCGUGGCUUGCCACCUAAUUUAGUGGAUAAGAUCUAAUUCUAGCACUGUGCU
Pipra filicauda (Wire-tailed manakin) is the source of this 1335-nucleotide messenger RNA. RefSeq names its product arylamine N-acetyltransferase, liver isozyme-like. Lineage: Eukaryota; Metazoa; Chordata; Aves; Passeriformes; Pipridae. Gene Ontology annotation, molecular function: acetyltransferase activity. The record is from RefSeq and is a predicted model, not a curated record. The coding region runs from base 427 to 1320 and encodes 297 amino acids. The transcript has 3 exons.